This is a messenger RNA of Gongylonema pulchrum, 1083 nucleotides long. The record is from the annotation of a GenBank genome assembly. Lineage: Eukaryota; Metazoa; Nematoda; Chromadorea; Rhabditida; Gongylonematidae.
AUGUAUUACGGUCAUCCGCAGAGUGACCACGUACAGCAACUGGCGCGCCUCUUGGUCCUCGUCCAUUUCAUCUGUAUUUUUCGCACUGCACUAGCACAGUGUCCACCACUGCAGACGCCACCGUGUCGAUGUGCCCCAUCCGUUUAUGAGCCAAUUGCAAUCAUCUGCGAGAAUGCGUCCACGUUAUCCAGCGUUUUGUUAGCGAUAUCACAAGCACGGAGUGUUACCAUUGAUUCACUGCACAUAACAGAUACCGUGAUCCCAGUUUUACCACCUUACGCAUUUCAAGAGUUCACAAUUUUGCGCCUUGUCAUGAACAGAUGUAACCUGAAUCGGAUAGACGACAAUGCAUUUGCUGGGCCAAGCCUGGACAAGCUGGUGGUGCUCGACUUGUCGGAUAACCAGCUGGGCGCGGUACCUGAGACUGGUGUUCCACGCCUGACUAAUCUCAGGAAGCUCUAUCUGAAUCGCAAUCGAAUCACCCAGCUACAGCCAAAUUCAUUUGCGAAUUAUGAAUCUCGAAAUAUACUGCUGAAGCUAGAACUAGCCGGAAAUCGGCUUACUGAUCAAGGCCUCGGCAAUUCGCUGGUCUUUCGGCCUCUACGUUCCCUGCAGCAACUGAGCCUGGAAACCAACGCACUGAGCGUCAUCCCAUCUGCUUCUUUGGUCAACCAGCGGCACACCUUGACAAAUCUAAACCUUGGCUUGAAUCGAAUUAAUGAAGUCCCGGUUGGUGCGCUGGAUUUUCCAAACCUCAGCUCGUUGUCUCUGGAAUUCAAUGGUAUCUCCCAGAUUGUUCCCCAGGCCUUCCAAGGAAUUCCCAAUCUGCAGUAUUUGUAUCUCACUGGCAACAAAUUUCCUUCCUGGCAACCCGAAAUGUUCACUUUUGUUCCCCAGUUACUGACACUUGGUAUUGGCGAGACUCCAAUUUCAGUGAUUCCUUCGAAUGCCUUCCAGUACAUACCACAGCUGAUACGAUUGGAGAUGUCUGAAGCAGCGGUUGAUACAAUUGAACGAGGUGCUUUCCAGCGAACGCCAAAUAUUCAAGCUAUUGUGCUCAACAAGAAUCGUCUCUCCACGUAA